CCUCUCCCGCUCCGGCUCGGGCUAGCGCCGGCGCUGUUCGGGAUCUGCCCGCCGCCGUGCCGCCGCCUGCUUUGUGCUUUCCCCAGAAGAUGGGAGCGACCUCUUCCUGCUCCGGAGCUAUUUGAAAAGAGGGAGCGCGCCGCGUUUCCUGCGAGAGUGGAGGGACUGGGGGAGAAUCCAUUCACACUCCGCAGCCCAGUAGGUCGAGACAUUUGGAAGUCUCAUUGAGCAACAUGCUGCGAUUCAGUCUCUCACCCACAGUUUCACUGGGGUUUCAUCUGCUAGCUAUGAUGGCUCUCCUAAUUUCCCAUGUGGAUCAUAUAACUGCUGAGACAGAAAUGGUGGAAGAAGGAAAUGAAACCGGUGAAUGUACUGGCUCAUAUUACUGUAAGAAAGGGGUGAUUUUGCCCAUUUGGGAGCCCCAAGACCCUUCUUUUGGGGACAAAAUUGCUAGAGCAACUGUGUAUUUUGUGGCCAUGGUCUACAUGUUUCUUGGCGUCUCUAUCAUCGCUGACAGGUUCAUGUCCUCCAUAGAAGUCAUCACAUCGCAAGAAAAAGAAAUAACCAUAAAGAAACCCAAUGGAGAGACCACCAAGACAACUGUGAGGAUCUGGAAUGAGACUGUGUCUAACCUGACCUUGAUGGCCCUGGGAUCUUCUGCUCCUGAGAUCCUCCUUUCAGUCAUUGAAGUAUGUGGCCAUAACUUCACUGCAGGAGACCUUGGCCCAAGCACCAUUGUGGGAAGUGCUGCCUUCAACAUGUUCAUCAUCAUCGCCCUUUGUGUUUAUGUGGUCCCUGAUGGAGAGACAAGGAAGAUCAAGCAUUUGCGUGUGUUCUUUGUAACAGCAGCCUGGAGCAUCUUUGCCUAUACCUGGCUUUAUAUCAUUUUGUCUGUCAUUUCUCCUGGAGUUGUGGAGGUCUGGGAAGGUUUGCUUACUUUCUUUUUCUUCCCUAUCUGUGUUGUGUUCGCAUGGGUAGCAGACAGGAGGCUUCUGUUUUACAAGUAUGUCUACAAGCGUUAUCGGGCUGGCAAGCAGAGGGGAAUGAUUAUAGAACACGAAGGUGACAGGCCAUCUUCCAAAACUGAAAUCGAAAUGGAUGGGAAAGUAAUCAACUCUCAUGUUGACAAUUUCUUAGAUGGCGCUCUGGUUCUGGAGGUCGAUGAAAGGGACCAAGAUGAUGAAGAAACUAGGAGAGAAAUGGCAAGGAUUUUGAAGGAACUUAAGCAGAAGCACCCAGAGAAGGAAAUAGAGCAAUUAAUAGAAUUAGCUAACUACCAAGUCUUAAGUCAGCAGCAAAAGAGUCGAGCAUUUUAUCGAAUUCAAGCUACUCGCCUGAUGACUGGAGCUGGCAAUAUUUUGAAGAGGCACGCAGCUGACCAAGCGAGGAAGGCUGUCAGUAUGCAUGAGGUCAACACGGAAGUGGCUGAAAAUGACCCCGUUAGUAAGAUUUUCUUUGAGCAAGGAACAUACCAGUGUCUGGAGAACUGUGGUACAGUGGCCCUGACCAUUAUCCGCAGAGGUGGCGAUCUGACCAACACUGUGUUUGUUGACUUCAGAACAGAGGAUGGCACAGCCAAUGCUGGGUCUGAUUAUGAAUUUACUGAAGGAACUGUGGUCUUUAAACCUGGUGAGACACAAAAGGAAAUCAGAGUGGGCAUCAUUGACGACGAUAUCUUCGAGGAGGAUGAAAAUUUCCUUGUGCACCUGAGCAAUGUCAAAGUAUCUUCUGAGGCUUCAGAAGAUGGCAUACUGGAAGCCAACCACAUCUCUACCCUCGCUUGCCUCGGAUCACCCUGCACUGCCACUGUUACUAUUUUCGAUGAUGACCAUGCGGGCAUCUUUACUUUUGAGGAACCCGUGACCCAUGUGAGUGAGAGCAUUGGCAUCAUGGAGGUGAAAGUAUUGAGAACAUCUGGAGCUCGAGGAAAUGUUAUCGUUCCCUAUAAAACCAUCGAAGGGACUGCCAGAGGUGGAGGGGAGGACUUUGAAGACACCUGUGGAGAGCUCGAAUUCCAGAAUGAUGAAAUUGUCAAAACAAUAUCAGUCAAGGUAAUUGAUGAUGAGGAGUAUGAGAAAAACAAGACCUUCUUCCUUGAGAUUGGAGAGCCCCGCCUGGUGGAGAUGAGUGAGAAGAAAGCCCUGUUAUUGAAUGAGCUUGGUGGCUUCACAAUAACAGGAAAAUAUCUGUAUGGCCAACCUGUCUUCAGGAAAGUUCAUGCUAGAGAACAUCCGAUUCCCUCUACUGUAAUCACCAUUGCAGAUGAAUAUGAUGACAGACAGCCGCUAACCAGCAAAGAGGAAGAGGAGAGACGCAUUGCAGAACUGGGGCGCCCCAUCCUGGGAGAGCACACCAAGCUGGAAGUGAUCAUUGAGGAGUCCUACGAAUUCAAGAGUACGGUGGACAAACUCAUUAAGAAGACAAACCUGGCCCUGGUAGUGGGUACCAACAGCUGGAGAGAACAGUUCAUUGAGGCUAUCACUGUCAGUGCUGGGGAAGAUGACGACGAUGAUGAAUGUGGGGAGGAGAAGUUGCCCUCCUGUUUUGACUACGUGAUGCACUUUCUGACUGUCUUCUGGAAGGUCCUGUUUGCCUUCGUCCCCCCUACAGAAUACUGGAAUGGCUGGGCGUGUUUCAUCGUCUCCAUUCUCAUGAUUGGCCUACUGACAGCUUUCAUUGGAGACCUGGCUUCCCACUUUGGCUGCACCAUUGGCCUAAAAGACUCCGUGACUGCUGUUGUGUUCGUCGCACUGGGAACUUCAGUGCCAGACACAUUUGCCAGCAAAGUGGCAGCCACCCAGGACCAGUAUGCAGACGCAUCCAUAGGUAACGUCACGGGCAGCAACGCAGUGAACGUCUUCCUGGGAAUCGGCGUGGCCUGGUCCAUUGCUGCCAUCUACCAUGCAGCCAAUGGGGAACAGUUCAAAGUGUCCCCUGGCACACUAGCUUUCUCUGUCACUCUCUUCACCAUUUUUGCUUUCAUCAAUGUGGGGGUGCUGCUGUAUCGGCGGAGGCCAGAAAUUGGAGGUGAGCUGGGUGGGCCCCGGACUGCCAAGCUCCUCACAUCCUGCCUCUUUGUGCUCCUAUGGCUCUUGUACAUUUUCUUCUCUUCCCUGGAGGCCUACUGCCACAUAAAAGGCUUCUAAAGGAACAGUCAGAUAUAGUAAAUUUAUAUAUAUAUACAUAUAUAUAUAUAUAUAUACAUAAAAAUUGUGUAUAACGAACAGAGGAGACUGACAUUGGUCACGUUCACUUACCUGCUGAUGGAAUCCAGCUUCAAAAGCAUACUCUGUACUAGGGUCGAAGUCAGAAACCAUCACCUCCCAUUCCCAGGGCAUCGUCAUGUUGAACAAGACACAGAGGCAGGGCCAUCUCUGCAGCUCAGCCAAGAGGGGCUGUCCUCUCUCCAGGUUCACAAACGGUGAAGGCUUUGAUUUGUUUUCUUGUUUUUGGCUUUACUUUCAGUGGGGUUGGGGAGGUAGCUGAUAUUUGGCUUUUUGUUCGUUUUGGUUUUUGGUUUUGUUUUGUCAGGAGGGCCAGGGUUUUUGCUUCUCCUCUGUGGGAGGACCCAUCCAAAUGUAAAAGGCUUUGGGGUAAAAAAUCAAAAUCCUGAAGAUUCCCCUCACCUCCCCGCAAACAUUUUCAAAAUCACUUUGGAGUAAGAAAGGAUCUGGGCAUGGAAGAAGAAAGAAAUGUGUCUUCGCUUAUUACCAAAUUUCACGCUCAUCUUCUGAAGGUGAACAGAGGUGAAGCUGCCUCCAAGAAGCACGGGAGCUGGAAUGGAGCCAGGAAAAGAGAUGGUUCUACAUACAGGCUAAUAUUUAGAGAUAUGGUGCCCUGCACUCUUGUUCAACAGGUACAGGGGUAACGUGCCUAGAUUCCCAAGAACAUGCAAAUUCCUUUUUGUUUUUCUUAUCUCUUUAGCCCCAGACUGUGAUUAGCAAAGCCCUUAUCUGGUCCAGCCCAGCUAAACCCCAAGAGUCCCAUCCCGACCCCCUUCCUCCUGCUCCCCUGCCCUCCAUACGAUCCAGAAGAAUAAUCCCAUCCUAAAAGCACACCAUCCCUUUCCAUCUGCAUCAGUGUGUGCCCAGCCCCACGUUGCUGUUGCCUGGGAUUGUCUGUCAGUUUUGUUUUCCGAAGCAUCCAUGGCUUGCACAAUCCUGUCCCAGUCAUGACUGAACAUUUGCUACUUUUCGUGUGCCUGUUUGGGAAUGUUGACGUGAUACCUGUUACACAGUGCAUGGAUGAAAAACAAAUAAAACAAAACAAAGUGUAUCUGUACAUAGUAGAGUAUAGCGUAUACUGUUCUCCCAUUCAGCAAUGUUGAUUGGACAUUGAAGACAUAAGUGAGUUUUCUUUUCACCUGAAUUGUUACUUUUGUGUUGUUCCUUAGUUUGAUUGAUACUAGGGAUAAAAGAAGAAAAUGGCUUAUUGUUCAUGAAUCUGCACAUUCAUUUCUAAGAAGCAAUAACUGUCCUGUGGAGAGAAUGAAAGCUAUUGAGAGGAUAUCAGGCAAACUCAAAGAUCUUCAAGGAAAGUUAGCCAUGUGGAACACAUCAGAGGCCUCCUAAAUCACCCACUCAUUCAGGAAGGCCAAAGAGAAGGCACUGGAAAGGAGUGUAUGCGCUAGGUGUGCCUGGGCUUUUGGGGCCACCGUUUCUACAUCACCCCUUCCCCCGAAGUAUUUAUUGCACAUCUGCUCUGUCUGGAACAGAUGAUAGAUUGUGCUGGUUUGUUUGUUUUAUUGUUUUCUAUGUAAAGGCUAUCUUGAGCAUUGUUUGUUUCAUCUUUCAGUCCAGACCCCACAGACUGUAUCAGUGAUUCCUGAGUAGGCGAGGAGCCAGGGUGACUGAUGGGCCUUUAAAAGUUUGUCCCUCUCCUUAUGACUGAAGAGAACCCCUUAGAAGGAAUGGCUCUUUCUUUUUCAAGAGACCAAAGAGCCUGAAUAAACCUAACAUUCCAAAGCAGUGAUUCCACUAAUGAGGGAAAAUGGAAUAGUUUUGCUCACCUCUCAGAGAUUUUACGGUUUCUGCAGGAACUCAGGCUGAAGGCAUCCCUGACCAUCUGUAUUGAUUCAGAGAUACUUAAGAAAGAAAUACUGCUGAGGCUUUUUUCUCUCCUUCCACUCAGUAGUCACAACUAUUCAUUUCAUAAACAUCUAACUGAAGGCUGGUUGCACACUCAAUAUGCCACGUAGCACACCGCUUCCUGGGAAUGGAAUCAUGACCAAGACAGCCCAAACGCCUGCCCACUGGGGGUACACAGUGAAUGUGAUGCCUACUUCAUGUGUAAAAGCAGACACAGCCAUACCGAAAUAGUUUAUAUUGCAAGGGAAAAAAAUUAUGAAACUAUUUUAACAUAAACACAUUAAAACUGUACAAAGAAAAGUGUCCGUGUAGCUGAGAUUUUUAAAACCUAGAUUUGGAAAAAGCACCCUCUGUGUCUUUGGCCAACUCGCAGAUAUGUUCCAUAAAGCAGGAAGGGCAACCGCUCUCAGCAACCCGCAUCACUAAGAAGGCCCAGUUAACUCGUUUAUAUUUUUGUGGCAGCAAUAGUUUUCCACGAGCUCCCCCGAUCUGUCAGAGCCCACUGACACCAGUGACUGUGUCAGGUAGGGGUGCAUUCUAGUCCAUUACCCCCAUUUUUGAAGAUUUAAAAAAAUACAGCAAGCUAGCCUAGAAACACCAAGUAAAUAUAGGCAAGGGAUAUGUUGUUUAAACAUUAGAAAGAUUUUGCACUCAUUUUUAGCCACUUUUGGAAUAUAAUCCCAUAGCAAAUCUUCACAGGAGACUUUCAGAAAUUCUUGCUAUUGGUCAAUUUCAAUUUCAAAGCUUUUUGGUUUCUUUGCCUUUUCAGUUUUCAUGCUAUAGGGAAAACUAUGAUUCUGGUUGUUCAGGGUUGUUAUUAAUUAUUAUAGUUGUGUAAAAUUGUUUCAUUUUGUUUGUUUGAUUAUUUUAUUUGGUGUGUAUUGUGCACAGCUUUGGAGGGAAGUGCACUAAUUGUGCUGACCCUUAUAAAUGGUACACCUUAUCGACACAGACAAAUAAAGUUUCUAAUUGUUUCUGAUUUAAUCACUAGUGAUACGGAAUAUUCUAUAUGGAUGUUUUCUCUCUUCUCAUUGUCAUCUACUCCAUUUUUUUUGUUUUCAUGCUUUGAAAAAAAUAAAGACCAAAAAGGUAUUACUGUGCAAUUGAUAUCCUGACCCAAGGUAGAUGCAAGGUGUUCAACCUCUUCCACAUGCCACCCCUCUGCUUAAUACAACAUAGUCUUUUUAAUGUCCCAAGAGAACACAGAGCCAGAAUAUUUGUCUUCCAGUCUUGAAAUAAAUAUUGGCAUUCCUGCAUUUCACUAUUUUCUUUUUUACAUCUUUAGUAUGGGUCUAUCUACAUCCUUUCUGUAUCCAGGAACAUGAUAAAGAAGUAGUAACAUGUCAGGCAACAUCUGAGUGCACAUUGUAUUAGGGCAAAUCAUUCAGUCUUGCUAAAACUGAGCAAGGGAAGUGUUGUUACUUCCCAAGAGAUACCUGAGUGAAAUUUUUUUUCCUUUAACAGCAUACCCUGUAUUCCUUUUGAGUACAGUAUACAGUAGAACUUCUACGUUGUAUGAGUAAGUUCCAACUAAUUAUACAUGAUUAACCUCAUAUAAUCAAAACAGCAUAUAAAGAGGUGUCACCAGAACUAAAUAAGCAUCUGUGGGGAAAAUAUGUGACUGCUUACUGUAAUAGAUAGAGUCUGUUCGCUAGGUGCAUGUAAAUGAUACUUUAGCCAUCCAAACCUCUUUAAAUUCUUCCAUGGAAUUCUUCCUUAUACCAUUACAUGUCAUGUAGUGGCACAUGUGCUGGAUGGUCAUGUGUGGCACACUUUUAUAUAUGAAGGAAAUAAAUGACUUUUAAAUAUUUGCUUGAAUCAAAUUUCCCCUAGGUGCCAGUCUUUGGUUUAAUGGAAAAUAAGCAGCCAGUAUUUACUGGUUUCAAGAACAAAAUGAGUAAUUCAAUGACCAAAGUAUCCUUGACUACUCAGCAACCUUCAGUAAAAUCCUCUGAGCAAAAUUUUAAUUCAAAGAUUUUGAUUCCUCCUUCCACCAGUGAAGAUAUUAGAGUGCUUUGUUUUCUAUGGUUCAUAGCAUAAACGCACUAAAAUUUGUUGCAGUGACCUUCCAAACUUAAAAUUAAACUACAGAAUAUGCUCUUUGAAACAGCCCUGCAGAGGUUCUACUAGGCGGCUCUCACCUGAUUCACAGGUGAUACCACAGCCCAAGGCCUCUGAUUAUAACCUGUCACAAUAAAGUGACUUGUUUUCUCUGCAUUCAAGAUCUUGAUGAAAGAAAUUAGAAAAUUUUCUCUGGAAGAAGAUAAAGCCUUCUGUUUUCUGAUAGUGACAAAACUUCGCCUUUUCAAGAACACAAAUGAACCCCAGUAAGGCUUCCUUCAGUAUUUCUGGGCUCAUGUUGAGUCUCUUUUUUGGCCGUGAUUUUUCUUUCUCGGCUCUUGCACAGUUGCAUGCACAAUAAGUCCUGAGUGCAGUUUCAUGACUGGAGGAACAUCUGAACACUUUGUGAUUAACAGUAUACAACACUGGACUUCAUCCAGCCUACAGCUGGCAUUCAGCAUUUGUUAAAAUAAUCAUUGCCCUGGGCCAAGGCAUUCUAACUGUUGUAGAACCAAGCAAAGAUAAGUGAGGAUUUCAAAUUAAUAAAUCAGUGCACUAUGCUAAAGAGAGACACCAAAAUCACAUUAUCUUACAGAGAAAGAAAGUUGCUGUCCUGAGUGUGUCCAUUAGCUUUUGUUCAGAUCUUGCUACAGAUUUUUGUUAACAGGUUUCACUUUUACCAUUCUUUUCUAACAUCAUAUACUUACCUCUUCUUUCCAUAUUCAUCAUCUUCACAUCACCUAGCACAUUUCAAGAACAUAUUUGGUUUUCUACCUGCAAAAAUAGCAUAGAAAAGCAGGCAUGGUACAGGCCUGCAAUUUUGGUACUUGGGAAACUGAGGCAGGAGGACUGCCACAAGUUUGAGUUCAUGGACAGCAUAAACUAUGUAGUGAGACCCAAAAAAAUGGUAGCAUAGAAAGGGUAGAGCCCUAAACUAGACAUUUCAUUUUUGAAGUUUACUCAGUCUAUGGCUAAUUAUCUCUGAAGCAGAAAAUGUCUUACCUGUAGAAGGAGCAGCCACUGAGAAGUGGAACUCCCAGGAGAGAAAGUGCUUCAGUUUUCCAACUCACAGGAAGUGGUAAGUAUCCAGCUUUCUGUGUCUUUUCCUUGGCCUGCCAAGAUGUCUAAAAAGCUAUACUCAAGAGCUCUCCAAAUUUUCAGGUUUUUAAGUCUUCUAUUUUAUAGUAAUAUAAAUUAUUAUUUAUUCUGAUGUAUACAUUUGGAGGAGACCACUACUCCUAGCUUCAUCUUCCCUCUCCCUGCUGUCCACCUUGGCAGCAUUUCCAUUGGCUACUCCCAGUACAUUCAACUACUCUGACUGUUGCUCUUACCCUGCCCCCAUCAAUAGGUUAAAAGCUCAUGCAAAAAGCAAUUGCUCAGGAUGUGAUUUCCUGAAAGUGACUUUAUCAUAGGAAAAAUCAAAUUUGCCUUUCCACCUAUAUCAGUCUUUAGAACAUAGUAUGGUAUCUCUACAGCUGUUGAGGACAGAUUAUACCCUAAGGUUACAUAUAAUAGCAGUAUUACUGAUUUUUCUACUUCCUGGAAGCACAUUUAUCAUGCUUCAGUACCCAUCUGUCUGGCCCUCUAUCAAUACAUACAUACAUAGAUCAGGAAUGAGAAUGUACACGUCCCCCCGCAAGUCCUAGAACAGUUCCUAUGAAGGUGAAGUCUGUAAAUAUAGAAGUAUAAAAAGCAUAUAGCCUCCAUGCCUCUGAGAAAGUUGAAUGUGAGAAAGUAACUUGAAUGUGUGUUUGUAGGCGCUAUAUUUCUGAUGUGCAAAUGGCACGAACAUCCACAAUAAUAACCAGGCACACUGACAUAAAAAUUAGCCAACUUCAAUGCUGCUGAGUCAUUUUUGAUGGUACCCAGGUUGCCCCCUCUAGAUUGUUGACUGAAGAGACAGCUUUACCUAUCCAAUUCAAAGAACAUAUUUGGGUGAGGGGAAUUAAUUCACUAGGAUGAUGCUAUCACACCCUCUGUACCAGAAAUUGUCUAUUCAGUUGGAAGGGGAGGGCUUAGAGAUUUUUCAGAAACCUAUUUCUAUAUUCCUAAAGAAUUUUUAAUUUACUCUUUGACUCCCUGAAAUCAGAGUAAGAAAUGAUAUAGACCUUCACUAAAAAUGUACUUUAGCUUUGCCAUGACCUGCCCUUUAAUAUAAAAACCAGAUUCUUGACCUUAUAUACUAUUCUUUUAAAAAUACAAAGUAAAAUUUUAUUAAAUAAGCAAGUAUUCAAAGACUUUUAAA
Fukomys damarensis (Damara mole-rat) is the source of this 9393-nucleotide messenger RNA. RefSeq names its product solute carrier family 8 member A1 (gene Slc8a1). The record is from RefSeq and is a predicted model, not a curated record. The transcript has 11 exons. The coding region runs from base 234 to 3146 and encodes 970 amino acids. Gene Ontology annotation, molecular function: calcium:sodium antiporter activity. Gene Ontology annotation, cellular component: postsynapse; axon; sarcolemma. Gene Ontology annotation, biological process: calcium ion import across plasma membrane; sodium ion transmembrane transport; cell communication. Lineage: Eukaryota; Metazoa; Chordata; Mammalia; Rodentia; Bathyergidae.